Molecule: messenger RNA, 417 nt
Organism: Sphaeroforma arctica JP610
Lineage: Eukaryota; Ichthyosporea; Ichthyophonida
Exons: 2
Coding region: 1-417 (138 amino acids)
Source: RefSeq, a predicted model, not a curated record
AUGAAGCAGGCGCAUCAAGGCAACGACUAUCUGUUCCAUGGAUUCAACACGGCAGUUCAGGCCAGUGUACGGGCGCUACUAGGGGAUCGAUGGAUUGACAUUGGUAUGAUCGACUCAGUGAUUUUGGCCAAGCAUAAUCAGAUGUUGGCUAUGCUAUUCGUACAACCGCGGAGCUCUAUGUUGGAAACGGCAGACUUGUUGGCAGAUCAGUACGCCACGAAUCCGGAGCUGAUUGAGAGUGUGAUUCAGAACAUUCAAACGUAUGGAGUAUGGGCUAUUAUGGCCCACCACCUCUUUCGGUUGAUAGAUCGGCGUGUCCAAGCAGGGGCUACGGGCGGUGCGGCAGGCUUGUUUAAGAUGGAGAUAGCGAAGGCUGGCACGGUAUCUACGGGUGCUCCGUUGACAGACUUCAAAUAG